Lucilia cuprina (Australian sheep blowfly) is the source of this 5390-nucleotide messenger RNA. RefSeq lists its product as uncharacterized. The transcript is spliced from 15 exons. Bases 36 to 5390 code for a protein of 1784 amino acids. NCBI's taxonomy places the organism in Eukaryota, Metazoa, Arthropoda, Insecta, Diptera, Calliphoridae. The record is from RefSeq and is a predicted model, not a curated record.
CUUUAAUAGAUUCUGUUUAAAUCUACAAUUACAAAAUGUGGUUAAACUUGUUGAUAUUCCUUACAAUUAAUGUAAUUCUGAUAAAAAGUAAUGAUGAUUUAAAAGUGUGCCUUGAAAAUUUGGGCUGCUUAGAGGGUACCGAAAUGCCUGGCCUUAGUGGUGAUAAUUUUGAGGCAUUUCUAGGAGUACCGUUUGCUAAACCACCUAUAGGUGAAUUAAGAUUUCGUAAUCCCGUACCAGUGGAACCGUGGCAAGGUGUCUUAUCUGCAAAAGCAGCAAAACCAGACUGUAAGCAGAGGAACUACCUAAUACCGCAUUGGCCUAUAGUCGGUGACGAGGAUUGUUUGUAUAUGAAUAUAUAUCGACCUAAGGGUGUGUUGCCAGAAAACCCAUUACCUGUUAUAUUUUACAUUUAUGGUGGAGGAUUCUUUAGUGGUUCUUCCAAUCCAGCCGUAAUGGGUUCUGAAUAUUUUAUGGAUACACGAGAAGUGUUGGUAGUUGUGAUUACUUAUCGUUUGGGACCUUUUGGUUUUUUAAGUACUGGUAGUAGCGAGAUGCCAGGAAAUUUCGGUCUAAAGGAUCAGCUGUUGGCUUUAAAGUGGGUCAAUGAUCACAUUAAGUCGUUUGGUGGCGACCCAAAUCAGGUUACAUUACUUGGCCAUAGUGCUGGUGGCAGUGCAGUUCAUUUUCUCAUGAUAAAUCCGAAAAUGUUCUGCAUAAAAUUAUUGUUUGGUUAUUUAUUGGCAAAUGUAGUCUUAGUACAAUGUCAAGAUCCAACAGUUUGUUUACCCGAUGCUGGUUGUUAUAUUGGCCUUUUCAUGAAAGGUUAUCAAAAAAAGGAAUUUAAGGCAUUUUUAGGAGUACCAUAUGCUUUUCCACCCAAACGUUUUGAGCCACCAAUUCGCUAUACGAGUAAUAAAACUCACAAAGUGGUGAAACCUCAAUUUGAUUGCGUACAAAAAAACUAUUUAAUACCCAAUCAUCCGAUAUCUGGCAGUGAGGAUUGUUUAUAUUUAAAUGUAUAUAAACCUAUAAUACAUCGUCUUGCUUUACCCGUUAUGGUCUAUAUAUUUGGUGGUGGUUUUUUUGCCGGAUCAGCUGCUCCCAUUUUUACUGGACCUGAAUAUUUAAUGGAUCGUGGCGAUGUUAUAGUUGUUACUAUAAACUAUCGCUUGGGCGCAUUCGGUUUUCUUUCUACGAAUGAUGGCAAUAUACCCGGUAAUUUAGGCUUAAAAGAUCAAGUUAUGGCCCUAUCCUGGGUGCGUGAUAAUAUACCCUACUUUGGUGGCGAUCGGAAUCGUGUUACACUGUUUGGACAAAGUGCAGGAGCAGUAUCGGCUCACUUGCACAUGUUGAGCAAAUUAUCGCGAAAUUUAUUUAAUGCCGUUAUAACAAUCAGUGGAUCGGCAAAUGUACCCUGGGCAAUCGAUGAUGAUCCAGAGACAACAUUUAGACUAACCUGUAGAUAUAGCAAUCUAACUGGCUGGGAUACAAAGACUACAGAGCGACUGACAAGAGAACUAAAGGUGGUUCCUAUCUAUACAUUGCUCGAUGCUGGUGAUAAGUUGAAAUUUUUUGACGUUGAUAUUAUGGUUAACUAUAGACCAACAAUAGAACCACGUGGACCGGAGGCCUUCUUAGAUAACAAUCCCGCAUUUAUUAUAAAAAGUGGCCUAUAUAACGCAGUGCCCAUGUUGGUCGGUACUGUACCAAAUGAGGGUGGUGUUCGAGUUGUGGCCAUUAUGGAAAAUGAGGAGUUGAAGCAAGCAUUUAAUAAAGAUUUUUAUCGCAUAAUGGUAACCUUUUUGGAAUUUCCUAAACGAUUUAAUGUAACACAAAUUCAGAAAAAAAUGGAUCUAAUAUUAAAUGAAUAUUUUGGUGGAGUUCAGGAAUUGAAUAAUAAAACGAGACAGGGUUUUAUGGAUUUAGUAACGGAUCGUGGCUUCCAUCAUCCCAUGUAUAAUGCCAUGAAAUGGUUUGUUAAAAAGAAUAAUGUCUACAUUACUCAACUUUUUCUUUAUGUAUUUGAUUAUCGAGGAAGAUAUACGUUUGCAAAUAUUUUCGCCGGUCAUCCUACGCCAGAAUAUGGUGUAAUACACUGUGACGAUCUGAUCUAUUUGUUUAGAGCUUUUCGUAUAUUUCCCGAUUUUCCCAAAAAUUCAUCAGAUGCAGCUGCCAUAAAGGGUUAUGUAGAUUAUCUGACAUAUUUCGCCCAUUGGAGACAACCUCCUAUUGAACCAACUUUUAAAAGAUGCAAUGAUAAAAAUUUCUUCUCUGGAGAGGGUAAAAUAUGUGAUUAUCAAGAGUUCGUUAAUGGUGAAGAAGAUGAAUGGGUGGUGAGAGUAAAUAAUCAAUUUAAUACAACACGUAUGCAUUUGUGGGAUCGAAUUUUAGAAGAAGAUUAUGAACUUUUAGUAUCAAAUUCUCUACCCGUCAUGAUAUAUAUGCACGCAGGAGGACUUUUUUCUGGUUCAGCUAGUCCGUUUGUUACGGGUCCGGAAUAUAUGAUGGAUCGAGGCAAUGUUACUCUUAUAACGAUUGCCUAUCGUUUGGGAGCAUUUGGUUUUCUAACAACUAAUGAUGAUUGCAUUACGGGAAAUAUUGGUUUAAAAGAUCAACGGGUGGCUUUAACGUGUGUAUUUCUUAAUAUUGAACAUUUUGGUGGUGAUCGUGAACGUAUAACAUUAUUUGGACAUGAUGCGGGAGCUGUGUCGGCUCACAUGCCUAUGUUGAGUAAGCAAUAUACGAAUUUAUUCUACGCCAUUAUAGCACUAAGUGGAACGGCCAAUGUACCGUGGGCAAUUGAUGAGAAACCUAUGAAAACUGCUCGACAAACUGCCAGAUAUUGUAAUAUAUCGGACUGGGAUACAAUAAGUACAUAUGACUUAAAGAAUGCCCUACAGAAUGUAUCCGCUGAUACACUGUUCGAAGCUGGUGAACAAUUGAAAUAUGGGAUUGUAGAUGACACAGCCAAGUAUAGGCCGGUAAUUGAAAAACCAAGCUAUAAUGCAUUUCUAGACGAUUAUCCGGUAAAUAUUCUACAAAGUGGUAAUUAUACACCAGUGCCUAUAAUGUUUGGUUACGUAUCAAAAGAAGGUGGAUAUCGAGUUGCGCCUAUUAUGGAAACAGAGGAAUUAGGAAAAGAUUUUAAUAAACAGUUUUUUUUAUUAACAGAUGCUCUUCCCGUUAUGGUUUAUAUACAUGGAGGAGGUUUUUUUUCUGGCACAGCUAAUCCGAAUGUAACCGGUCCGCAAUAUAUAAUGAACCAACUCAACGUCAUACUUGUAACGUUAGCCUUUGGACAUGAUGCGGGAGCAGUAUCGGCUCACAUGCAUAUGUUGAGUAAACGAUCAAAUAAUUUAUUCUACGCCAUUAUAGCACUAAGUGGAACGGCCAAUGUUCCUUGGGCAAUUGAUGAAGAGCCCUUGCGAACCGCUAGACUAACCGAAAAUAUUCUUGUGACUCAUCGUUUCUUUCUUCAUCCCCUUUACAAUGCCAUCAAAAUGCAUGUGGAAACUAUAGAUACCGAUCCCAUCUAUAUGUAUAGAUUUAAUUUUCUUGGCUCUGCUACAUUUGCCGAUAUUUAUACCGAUCAUCCUACGGAUCGUCAAUAUGGAGUAGUAUUUUUUAAUGAUCUUAUAUAUUUGUUUAAGUCAUCUAUAUUUCCCGAUUUUGAAGAUAUACCAUCUGAAUUAGAAGCUAUAGAAGUUUUUGAAGAGAAUUUCGUAUAUUUUGUUCAUAAUAGUUUAGCAUUACAAUGUCUAAGCGAUGAUCCAAAAGUUUGUGCUACUGGAGUUGGUUGUUAUAUCGGUACUGUCAUGGAAUAUAAAUCAAAAAAAUUUGAGGCAUUUCUAGGAAUACCGUAUGCAUUUCCUCCCAAACGAUUUGAAGUUGCUGUUCCUUAUGAAAGUAAGGAAACCCAUCAGGCCAAGACUGCACAAGAGGAUUGUAUUCAGAAAAAUUACUUAUUACCAACCAAACCGAUAACGGGCAGUGAAGACUGUUUAUAUUUAAAUAUAUAUAGACCACAGAAUAUAUCUGAAGCAUUACCCGUCAUGGUAUAUAUAUUUGGAGGAGGGUUUUUUGCCGGAACAGCUAGUCCCAUUAUUACUGGUCCUGAAUUUAUAUUGCAACAUAAUAAUAUCAUACUUGUGACGCUGGGCUAUCGUUUGGGGCCAUUUGGCUUUCUUACAACUAAUGACGACUCCCUUCCCGGUAAUUUAGGCUUAAAAGAUCAAAAUAUGGCUCUCGAAUGGGUUUUCGAAUACAUACAAUUCUUUGGUGGCGAUCGUAGUCGCACAACAUUGUUUGGACAAAGUGCGGGAGCGGUAUCGGCUCAUUUGCAUAUGUUGAGUGAAAAAUCAAAAGGUUUAUUCUAUGCCAUUAUAGCUCUCAGUGGAACAGCCAAUGUACCUUGGGCAAUUGAUGAAAAUCCCAAGGAAACAGCAAGACUUACUGCCAAAUAUUGUAAUAUUAAAAAUUGGAAUAAAGCUUCUACAAAAAGAUUGAAGAUAGCACUGCAAAAGGUGUCCGCUGAAAAACUGCUCAAUGCCGGAGAUCAUUUGAAAUAUUGGGAUGUUGAUAACAUGGUCAACUAUAGACCAAUCGUUGAAAGACCUAGUCCAAAUGCUUUUCUAACAGAACAUCCCGUGAAUAUUUUACACGAUGGUAAAUAUGAUCCAGUACCUAUAAUGUUUGGACGCGUACCAAAUGAAGGUGGUGUUCGGGUAGUGGCAAUUAUGGAAUCGGAUAAAUUAAGAAAUGAAUUUAAUAAAAGAUUUUUUGAAUUAAUGGAAAAAUUUCUAGAAUUACCAAAGAUAUUUAAUACCACAGAAAAAACGAAACUAAUAAUUAAGGAAUAUUUUCAUGGAACUAAUGAAUUAAAUAAUGAUACGCAACAGAAUUUUAUGGAUUUGGUUACACAUCGCGGUUUCUAUCAUCCGCUUUACAAUGCGAUAAAAAUGCAUGUUGAAAAAAUAGAUACAAAUCUAUAUCCGGUCUAUAUGUAUAAAUUUAAUUACCAAGGCACCUAUACAUAUGCUGAUAUGUAUGCGGGUCAUCCAACCGGCUCUAAGUACGGUGUGGUACAUUGCAAUGAUCUUAUAUAUUUGUUUCGGACUUCCAUUUUAUUUCCCGAUUUUAAACCGGAUUCAAACGAUGCAGUUGUCGUAGAAAAGUUUGUAGAUGAUUUUGUAUAUUUUGCUCAUUUUAGAAAACCCAAAAUUUAUCAAAAAAUUAAACCCUGCAACAAGGAGAACUUUUAUCCCCAAGAAGGUAAAAUAUGUGAUUAUCAUGAAUUUGUUAACAGUGAGAAUGGUUCUUUGAUUAUAAAAAUUAAUGAUGAAUUUGAUACGAAACAUAUGCAAUUUUGGGAUGAUAUUUUGAAAUAA